Papaver somniferum (opium poppy) is the source of this 2073-nucleotide messenger RNA. RefSeq names its product acyl-lipid (9-3)-desaturase-like. Gene Ontology annotation, molecular function: oxidoreductase activity, acting on paired donors, with oxidation of a pair of donors resulting in the reduction of molecular oxygen to two molecules of water. The transcript has a single exon. Gene Ontology annotation, cellular component: membrane. Gene Ontology annotation, biological process: lipid metabolic process. The record is from RefSeq and is a predicted model, not a curated record. Bases 297 to 1640 code for a protein of 447 amino acids. Lineage: Eukaryota; Viridiplantae; Streptophyta; Magnoliopsida; Ranunculales; Papaveraceae.
CACCACCACUAUUAGUAUUCUAGUACUACUACUCCACAGUGCCUACUACUAUGGUCUCCCUGUCCCUGUAUCCAACACACCCUCUUUCCAUAUUUACAACAACUACUCAUAAAAUAUAGGGAGGAUAAUUAUUCACAAGAUUCUCUAAAAAAUCAUUAUCAAGAUCAAGAUAGAUAUUCUGUUCCAGAAAAAAAAAAAAAACAAAGGGUUCAGCAGAAAAAGAUCUGAACAACUUAAAGGUACUCACUUUUUUUUUCUUUUCCUGAAAGUUAUAAUUUUGAUUUUGUUUCUGUCAAAUGGAAGAUCAAGAGAAACACUACAUUACAACUGAAGAAUUAAAAACUCACAAUAAAGUUGGAGAUCUAUGGAUCUCAAUACAAGGGAAAGUCUAUAAUGUAACAGAUUGGAUGAAAAAUCAUCCAGGUGGUGAAACCCCAUUACUUAAUCUAGCUGGUCAAGAUGUUACCAAUGCAUUUGUUGCAUUUCAUCCUGGUUCAGCAUGGAAAUAUCUUGAUCAAUUCUUCAUUGGGUAUUUAAAAGAUUAUCAGGUUUCUGAAGUUUCUAGAGAUUAUAGGAAAUUGGUUUCUGAAUUCACUAGAGCUGGUUUAUAUGAGAAAAAGGGUCAUGGGGUUGCAAUUUCUAUGAUUGUGAUUGUGGUUUUGCUCUUUUUAAGUGUUUAUGGUAUUUUAAUGUCUGAUAAUGUCUGGGUUCAUCUUGGUUGUGGUGGAAUGAUGGGGUUUGUAUGGAUUCAAAGUGGUUGGUUAGGUCAUGAUUCAGGACAUUAUCAGAUUAUGUCAACACCUGAGUAUAAUCGAUUUGCUCAAGUGCUUACUGGUAAUUGUUUAUCUGGGAUUUGUAUUGCUUGGUGGAAAUGGAAUCACAAUGCACAUCAUAUUGCUUGUAAUAGUCUUGAUUUUGAUCCAGAUCUUCAGCAUAUGCCGUUUUUCGCCGUGUCCUCGCAGUUUUUUAAUUCGUUGGUGUCUUACUUCUAUGAUAGGACUAUGAAGUUUGAUUCGUUUACUAGGUUCUUAGUGAGUUAUCAGCAUUGGACAUUUUAUCCUGUCAUGUGUUUAGCUAGGAUCAAUUUGUUUGCUCAAUCUUUCAUGUUGCUGCUUUCGAAGAGACCCGUGAGGAAUAGAGGGCAGGAGAUUUUGGGUCUACUUGUGUUUUGGAUUUGGUUUCCUCUACUUGUUUCUUAUUUGCCGAAUUGGGGUGAAAGAGUGAUGUUUGUGAUUGCAAGUUUUUCUGUUACUGGAAUUCAACAUGUUCAGUUCUGUUUGAACCAUUUUUCUUCGAGUAUCUAUAUGGGCCCUCCUAGUGGAAAUGAUUGGUUUGAGAAGCAAACAACGGGUUCCCUUGAUAUUACAUGCCCUUCUUGGAUGGAUUGGUUUCAUGGUGGAUUACAAUAUCAGGUUGAACAUCACUUGUUCCCUAGAUUGCCUAGGUGUCAUUUGAGGAAAAUCUCUCCAUUCGUGAAGGAACUAUGUUCCAAGCAUAAGCUACCUUAUACAUGUGUGUCCUUUUGGGAAGCUAAUGUACUUACCAUUGGAACUCUAAGAAAUGCAGCAUUACAAGCAAGAGACGUUACAAAUCCAAUCCCCAAAAACUUGGUCUGGGAAGCUGUGAACACCCAUGGUUAGAGAAAUUUCUCCCAGGUUCCACGGAACUUCAUCCUGUUGCGGUUUCCUUGAGGGGCUGCAUUCCAGGAAUUCUUCGGUUGGUUUCAGCAGAGAUUUCAUCAGUAUUUGCAGGCAUAGAGUGUUUAUUCUUCGGUUCUACGGAAUAGACAGCUUGUUUAGGUAUUAGUUCUGCCUCAAUAUCCCUAUAAUUCCCAUGCCAUUUGCAGGCAUAAUAUUGGCAUUCGUCUCCUCUUUGCUCAACUCUUGCCAUUGAGGAUCAAGUUCUUAAGGUACUAUAUAUCUUUGCUUAUAUGUUUACUAAAUAGCUUAUAAAUCUGCAUUUCUUUCUAGUGUCUUCAAAUCUAUGUAAGUUACGUUGCUGUGUACACAGAACAAAAAUCACACUGUGUGACAUUGAAAUCUAAGUUAUAAAUUUGAAUGCUCUUCUCUGUAA